This is a messenger RNA of Nicotiana tabacum (common tobacco), 2464 nucleotides long. RefSeq names its product serine/threonine-protein kinase ATG1t. Gene Ontology annotation, biological process: regulation of autophagy; protein autophosphorylation; autophagosome assembly. Lineage: Eukaryota; Viridiplantae; Streptophyta; Magnoliopsida; Solanales; Solanaceae. Gene Ontology annotation, cellular component: cytoplasm; phagophore assembly site; membrane. Gene Ontology annotation, molecular function: ATP binding; protein serine/threonine kinase activity. The record is from RefSeq and is a predicted model, not a curated record.
AAAGCAUCGGCACCUCUUCUAAAAAAUUUCCCAAAGCCAAAGAAUAAACACACACACAGUUUGCUUUUUUUUUUUUAAAAAAAACACACACAUACACGCACACAGAGUUUGCUUUUUUUUUAAAAAUCACACACACACACACACAGAAUACAAUGGAAGCUGAUCACCGGACGGUCGGAGAGUACACGCUGACGUGUAGGCUCGGCGGAGGCUCGUCGUCGACGGUGUGGAAAGCGGAGCACCGUACAAGCGGAAAAGUGGUGGCGUUGAAGCAAAUCAACCUCCUCAACCUCACUCGCCAACUCAAAAAUUGCUUGGACUGUGAACUCACCUUCUUGUCUUCUGUUAAUCACCCUAACAUCAUUCGCCUUUUCGAUAUCUUUCAGGCUGAAAACUGUAUUUUCCUUGUCUUGGAGUUUUGUGCUGGAGGAGAUCUGGCUUCUUAUAUCCGAAAUCAUGGAAGAGUUCGAGAAUGUGUAGCUAUAAAAUUUAUGAAACAGAUUGGAGCUGGUCUAGAGGUACUAAGCUUACACCGAAUUAUCCAUCGUGACUUGAAGCCAGAGAACAUUCUCUUAUCUAGCUUGGAGAAUGACUCGAUUCUUAAGAUUGCUGAUUUUGGUCUCUCAAGAAUGUUAAAUCCGGACGACUUUGCAGAAACCGUUUGUGGUUCCCCUUUUUACAUGGCUCCAGAAAUUCUUCAAUUUCAAAAAUAUGAUGCGAAGGUUGAUAUGUGGAGUCUUGGUGCAAUUCUGUUUCAACUACUUAAUGGUUACCCUCCUUUCCGUGGUAGGACUAGUGUUCAGAUACUACAGAAUAUCAAGGCGUCUCUGUGUCUUCCUUUCUCUGAGCUGAUUAUUCCUCAGUUGCACCCUGAUUCUGUUGACUUAUGCUCGAGACUAUUGUCUAUCGACCCAGAGAAGCGGAUCUCUUUUAAAGAGUUUUAUCGACAUCGCUUUUUGAAGAUAGGCGAAGCGGGGGAUGAAAGCUUCUGUUUGAAGUAAAAACAUUCGGAUAUCUUGCUAGGCAGAAGGACCAAUAUAAUUAUCGCUGUUUAUACUUGGAUUCCAAUUUUCCUUUGUCAACUUGAUGAGCUCAGCGUCUUUUUCCUGCUGAUUACUCUAGGCUAUUCACUAGUCUGUCAGUUUCAAAUCAUGUGAAUGUGUCAUUCUCAGAAAGCAACCUGCAUCAUUGUACAUCAUAGUUCUCUUUCACAGAUGAUUCAGUCAGGUUUUACAUUCUAAUAAUUAGCUUCGGUAUUGAUUCCUAAACUACCUAAACUCUGCUGCAUCAAAUCUUUCAUCUUUGGCCAUCCGAGGACAAAUAAAUGAUUCUCCAAAAUCUUCAAAUUGAUCAUAUGAAAUUGAGGAAAUUCAUUCAGUAGUACUAGCAUCAGUAUCAUUUGUCUCCAAAACAAUGUAUACUCUCCUGCCUCAAAAAUCUGUAUCAUUCCUUGCCAUCUGAGUAAAGGACAAAUAACUGAUUUGCACAAAUUCAAAUUGAUCAAAUGGAGUUAAUGAAAUUCCUUCACAUCUUUGACAGCUGUUGUUUGCUGACACAUUUAAAGAGGUUGGUGCACAAGCCCCCUUAUCCAAUAUGAAACUUGUUCUUCCAUUAUUAUUCUCCAAAAUUAAAAAAAGGUUGCUUGUCUUUAAGAAGGUUGGCUACAUCUUGACUUGGAAUGCCAGCAGAAAAGUUCUCAUUCUGGACGCUGAGCACGAAAACUGAACAUCUUGCAGCAUUGUGUACUUCAAUUCUGGCUAGGGGUUCAUGGGGUGAGCUAGAGGAGUGCUUUUAAUAUUUGUUUUCUGCUUAUUGACUUAUAUUAUGCCCUGAAGGCUCUGAUCAGAUGAAUCCUACCCCGAUACUACCUACUUGUGGGCCUCUGUAGGACACUGCUAUGUACUAAGAGACAGAAGUUAGCCUACCAAAGGAGUGGAAGUAACUUCUUUUAUCAUAUGGUUCCCAUCUCUUCACCAUAGACAGUUUCUCCAUGAGUUUAAGGGGUUCAAGAUGCUAUGGAAAUCAAUUCCGAGGAACUGACACCAACCUGUAAAAGGUAGUAUUUAUUAUCUUCUAAAACUAUCAACAGUUACAAAUUGCACAGGGACAUCUUCACGGCUAGCUGGAUGAUAUCAGUCUUAUUAAGAUCAGUAUUCCAAUAAUAUUAUGUAUAACUUUGUUUGCAAUUUGGAAUAAACUGGUAAUUGUAACCAAAACAAAGAAGUGAGUGCAAACACAAAUAAUUGAUUUCUAGGAAAAAAGAUGCUGCAGAAGGUUCAACCUUACCUGUAAGCAAACUAACUUUUUCUUGUCUUGAAGAUAUUAAGGUGCCUUUUUACAUGUCCUGCCAAUUUGCAAGAUGAGAACAACAAAAUUGUACAAGCGGUAUUGACAAAAGAAAAUAAUAGCUUGAAUUUUGCUAGUGUAACAAUAUGUAGCACUAUCCUUCAUCCAAUUUGUUAUU